Diospyros lotus (date-plum) is the source of this 3868-nucleotide messenger RNA. RefSeq names its product phosphoinositide phosphatase SAC3-like. Gene Ontology annotation, biological process: phosphatidylinositol dephosphorylation. The coding region runs from base 737 to 3220 and encodes 827 amino acids. NCBI's taxonomy places the organism in Eukaryota, Viridiplantae, Streptophyta, Magnoliopsida, Ericales, Ebenaceae. The record is from RefSeq and is a predicted model, not a curated record. Gene Ontology annotation, cellular component: intracellular membrane-bounded organelle. The transcript has 16 exons. Gene Ontology annotation, molecular function: phosphatidylinositol-3,5-bisphosphate 5-phosphatase activity.
AACUUUGGGAGAAAAUCAAAUGAUUUCCCGCAAUGAUUUGGGUGGCGAUUUUUCUUUUUUAACCUAAUUUGAUUAAUCAAUUUGCCCUUUUUUUUUUUUUUUUUCGGUUGGGUGUGGGGAUGGUGACAUGUUGUUGUGGCCACCCACGUUGUGGUUUUCAUUGAUUUCUAUGGAUCUGAGCUCUCUCCCCCUCUCUAUCUCUCUCCAAAAUGAUUUAAUACAAACAUAAUUAUUGUCAUCAUCAUCUCCAUAAUCAUCAUCAUUGUCAAAGCAAAAACUGGUUUGGAGCAUCUCUAGACAGAUUGUUCUUCGUCCUCGGUUCCAUCUCCAUCCUUCGCCAGUGAAGUUUCCAUUUCGAUUUCCAAACCCUAGUCCUUUCAGUUCCUGCUCCUGGUUUCGUAUUUCCUUCGAUAAAUUGCAAGUUUCUGAAACCCUUGUUAGUUGGUUUCCGAUUCACAAUCAGUUUCCUUGUUUUUGGUUUUUUUUUUUUUUGGUUCUUUCUCGUGAUCAAAGAUUUGAAGAUCAGGAGAGCUGUUCCCAGUACCGUGACCUUUAUGGAAGAGAAGGGAUUCAAAUGGAGAAGGAAGCCAAAUCGAACACUUUUUGGAGGAAAAUGCUGUAUUUGAAGCAACCGAUAAGUUGUGUUUGGAUGUGUUUGGGCCAGAGGUGAUUUUGGUAGUGGUGAAUGCGCGAGUGACUGUAUCCCGAGCCCGAGGCUCGGGAUCUGAAAACCCUAAUGGCGUCAAUGAACGAGCGCCCUUCGCAGUCUGUGACAACGCAUCACGGGUAUAUGCAGAAAUUCCGCCUCUAUGAGACUCAAUCGAAAUUCUAUAUGAUUGGAAGAAAUAAGAGUAGAACAUGUUGGAGAGUGCUAAAGAUAGACAGAUCAGAACCUUCUGAGCUAAACAUUCGUCAGGACUCUGCAACAUAUACAGAGAAUGAAUGCUCCGAGUUGUUGAGAAGGAUCCAUGAAGGAAAUAGGUCCACUGGGGGACUUAAAUUUGUAACUACUUGUUAUGGAAUAGUUGGAUUCAUUAAGUUUCUGGGACCUUACUAUAUGCUGCUAAUCACAAAAAGAAGGCAGAUCGGUGCAAUUUGUGGCCAUGCAAUAUAUGCUGUCUCCAAGAGUCAGAUGAUUCCUGUUCCCAAUUCUACUGUCCUGGCCAACAUGGUUAUUUCAAAGAAUGAGAACAGAUACAAGAAGCUCCUUUGCAUGGUUGAUCUUACAAAGGAUUUCUUCUUCAGCUACUCAUACCAUGUUAUGCAUAGUCUUCAGAAGAACUUGUGUGAUAAUGAGGCAGGGCAGGUCCUCUAUGAAACCAUGUUUGUUUGGAAUGAGUUCUUGACUCGUGAAAUUAGAAAUAUUCUGCAUAAUACUCUUUGGACGGUUGCAUUAGUGUAUGGUUUUUUCAAACAGGCUACCCUUUCUAUAUGUGGCCGUGUCUUCAAAUUGACUCUAAUUGCUAGACGCUCACGUUAUUAUGCAGGAACCAGGUACUUAAGACGAGGUGUAAAUGAGAAUGGUAAAGUGGCUAAUGAUGUUGAGACAGAACAGAUUGUUUCUGAGGAUGUUCCUGAAGGGUGCCUUACACAAAUUAGUUCUGUUGUUCAAAACCGUGGCUCAAUCCCCCUUUUUUGGUCACAGGAGACUUCACGCCUGAAUAUUAAACCUGACAUUAUAUUGUCAAAAAAGGACCAAAACUAUGAGGCCACCAGACUUCACUUUGAAAAUCUUGUUGAGAGAUAUGGAAAUCCUAUAAUCAUUUUGAAUUUAAUUAAGACCCAUGAAAAGAAGCCUCGAGAGUCCAUUCUCCGUUCAGAGUUUGCUAAUGCAAUUGAAUACGUUAACAAAGAUUUAUCAGAGGAGUCUCAUCUUAAGUUCCUUCACUGGGAUUUACACAAGCAUUCUCGGAGCAAUGCUACAAAUGUGCUACUACUGCUGGGCAAAGUUGCUGCAUAUGCAUUGACAUUAACAGGUUUCUUUUAUUUUCGAGCGCCAUUAACCUUCAGGUCUGAUGGAUGUAUAAAGUGGCCUUAUUUUGAGAAUUUUGAUGCUAGUGACCAGUCUCCUGAAAGAGAUUGCAAUGUUGACACUGAGAAAAAUGGUGACAGUGAGGAUGCUGAUAAUCUAGAGAUCAAACAAUGUGGAGGUAAUCACAUGACCAAUGGAAAUAAUUCAGUCAAGCGACCCAUGUUCCAGAAAGGAGUGCUCAGGACAAAUUGCAUAGACUGUCUGGAUCGCACAAAUGUUGCACAAUAUGCCUAUGGAUUGGCUGCUCUUGGAAUGCAGCUUCGUGCUCUAGGACUCAUAAAUACAGCUAAGAUAGACAUUGAUGACCCACUGUCUGAAGAAUUAAUGGAGUUCUACGAGAAAAUGGGUGAUACACUUGCACACCAAUAUGGUGGCUCAGCAGCACACAAUAAGAUAUUUUCAGCGAAACGGGGUCAAUGGAGAGCUGCAACUCAAUCCCAGGAAUUCUUUAGAACACUUCAACGGCACUACAGCAAUGCUUACAUGGAUGCAGAGAAACAAAAUGCUAUUAAUGUAUUCUUGGGGGAUUUACAGCCACAAGAGGGUAAAAAUGAACUUGGGGAGCUAGAUUCGAGCGAGCACUAUAAUGGAGGGAGGAAUGGGGAAACAAUAUUGGGAGAAAAUGGAAGGUCAUUUUUCAAAAGAUCCUUAUCUGAUGGAAAUAUUCUUCGUGAAAGCAGCUCACCCAUAUCCAAUGCUAACAUCAGGCAGGAACUUUGUAACUCCACUUUGUCAGACGAUCAGUCACAAAGAGGAAGAGAAAUUUUGUCAGAAUCAAGUCCAGAAAUAUCUACUUGUGAUAGUGAGACAACAUUUUCAAGGUAUACAGCCGUAAUGCCUAGUCGGCAGCUUUUUCCAGACAUGCAAAGGGACAGGACCCUUGACAAUGAUCAAGAAGAUACAUGUUCAAACUUUGUUGAUCUAGACUGGCUAUCUUCCUCUGGAAAUUCUUGUGAUGAAGAAUUAUAUGAGAGGUCAAUGCUUCUUAACUCUCCAGUUGAAUCAUCAGGGAAUGUUAUUAUUGGAAUGAUUGGAGAAACAAUGCCAUGUACCAGUGGCAAUGGAUCCAGCAUGAAGGGAGUGGUACGUGCAGCUACUGAUCCAUCCUACAACGAUGCCCAGAGCGCUGAGGAAUUUUCAGAUAGUUUUCUACGCUGGGUGACCUAUGGGGAAACACUCUGCCACUAAAUCCUGGUUUGAUUUUCACCUGCAUUUGGUACUCAUUUCUUCCCGCCCAACCCCCUUAUUUCCAGAGGAUGCUGACAUGUUCUGAAGUGAGAAUGAGAAGAAGGAAAUAAAGCCAGCCGUUCCAGUCACUCUUUUCCAGAAAGGGUUGCUAGAAAGAAAGCAGUCUUCUUCUACCUCUUGAGUAUGACUUGCCAGCAGCAGCUGCUAACUGCAUUGCUUCAACAGAUCAAACCUAGGCCGACAAGUAGAGUAAAUAGCCAACAGCCUUUUUUAAGAUUCUUUUAGAACCGUUUCCUAUCGUUUCUUUUAUGUUUGUCAAAUUCCUAGUUUCCGAUGUUGUAAAUAUAAAUAUAUAUAUAGAUACCCUACUGGUGGAGCUCGAAUGAUGAGUCUUUUUUAGGACAUUCUUUAAUUUCCUCCUCAAUCCAUCUAACCGCUUUUGCCGCUAGAUUUGGCGUCGCCGUAAAUCCGUGCCCAAUUCCAAUGCCGCCAGCCUUACAAUUCUAUUCCACUUAACACGUAAGGAGUCAUUUAACAGUGUCUAAUUUUCUAGUUCCGGUUUCCAUUUUGUGGUGUGAGUUUUCAUCAACAAAACUCAAGACUACAUGUUGAACAAUUUAAUUUGUAUGUAUUCUGUUUUGUCUUUAA